AUGCGGCCAUGGCUUGCUGUUUUCUUUAUGUUUCAUCGUGAACACAAAGAAGCUGUUCUGCUUGCAGGAUGCGGCCAUGGCUUGUUGGGCAUCUGGGCUCUCAAGAGCGGCGCCUCGGCCGUGGUAUUUCAGGACUUAAACAAGGAUGUGCUCAACUUAGCAACUCGCUGGAACAUCCUGAAGAAUACGGAGAAUGACCGCGUUGGCGUUGCCUUGCAACAGCAGCAUGAGUUGUCUGUUCCCAUUCAUGCCGCCGUUCCCUCGCCUUCAGCCGCCGAACUCGGUGCUACUGGGGCAGCCUCUGCCUCUGUAGAUGUUAUGGGUAACCCAACGCAAGACGAGGGCAACGCACAGAAAAAGGGCGGGGGAAGCUUUACUCUCCUGCACGGCCGCGCCCUUUGCGUGGCAGCGUCCUGGGAAGAGUACCCUAAGAUUUGCUGUUCAUGCCAAUGUGCAAGAACAAAAGCACCGGCAGAGAUGAAAGCAAGCGAAAAUACAAAAACAAAUUCCGAAGAACAGAUAGAGAUGGUGGCAGAGAGCAAUGGGUUGACAGCCCCAGCAGCAACCCCAGACUCAGCAACUGAAACUCUACGCCAGUCCAAGGCACGAGAAAUUCAAUAUAGUUUGAUUUUCUGCUCCGAAGGAACAUACAGAGAGGAAACUUUUGAGCCCCUUGCGGAAAUAUUUAAACGUUUACUUCACAAGGACGGGAUCGCUCUUAUCGCCUCCAAGAGGUAUUAUUUCGGCAUUGGCGGCGGGUCUUUGGCGUUUAUAUCCUUUCUUCGCGAGAAAUACGCCGACUCUCUUUCCGUUGAAGUGGCAGCAUCAUAUAGGGGUGUGAACUCCAACAACUUUAGAGAUGUUUUGCUAAUUAGGAACAAGGGAAAGCCAGAAGAAUAA
Messenger RNA from Eimeria mitis, 900 nucleotides. RefSeq lists its product as uncharacterized. Lineage: Eukaryota; Apicomplexa; Conoidasida; Eucoccidiorida; Eimeriidae. The record is from RefSeq and is a predicted model, not a curated record.